UCAUUGGUCUUCGUCUUGGCGCUUAAUUCUCUUUUCUUGCCGUUUGCAUUAUUGCUUGUUUAAUCCUGUUUCGUCUGUCCUCGUGUUUGAACUUCUGUGAUACUUUUCUCUAAAAGUAGUAUGCAAAAUAUCAUCGAAUAACAAUGGAUAAGGAAAUUUGUCAAUCGCCGUUAUUUCUCGCUGCUGUCAAAGGAACCGCAGAAGAAAUAAAAAAACAUUAUGAAGCUGCUUCUGCCGCUCCGAAGAAAAAGGAUAACUUUUAUUUUGCCUUGUACUUCGCCUGCUUCAAUGGACGAGUGGAUGUCGUCAAAUUUUUGCUGGAAAACAAAGUUGAUCCCAAUUAUGUCGUUGGAUCUUAUUUGACGCCUCUGCAUGCAGCAAUUUUGAAUAAGCACAAUAGUAUUGUUGAAAUGCUAUUAAAUCACGGAGCGAAUGUGAAUCCAAAGAUUAAAAAUAAAUCAGGAAAGAAAACCGUGGAAGUAAAUUAUUUUUGUUCUCCACUAAUUUGCGCGGCUCGAACACAAAAUGGAAAGGUGAUCGAGAUGCUUUUACAGAGGGAUUCUGUUGUAAAUACAAAAGUACAAUCUGUGGAUUAUAACAAGAAGAAAUCAAUGUAUUAUAGAAGAUCGGAACCGGAAGAUGAAUACGAAAGAAAAUUGAUUUUCGGAACAUUCGACUCAGAUAAAUUAAGUAAAGAAUACAGUGAUCAUAGUCAAAUGGGAUUUACACCUCUUCAUUUUGCAAUUAAGGGCAAUAAGCAAGCUAUCGCUCAAUUACUAUUAGAUCACGGUGCGAACAUUAAUGAGAGUUCUGAAUUUGGUUUAACUCCACUUUGUUUGGCUUGCGAACGAAAUGAUGUGGAUCUCGUCAAGUUUGUUCUAAAAGCAGGAGCCGAUAUGAAAGCUCAAGUAGCCAAUGGUAAAAAUUUACUAUCCUACGUUAUAAGAUGUAUUAUUAUCGAUUCAUUUCAACAUUCUUACGACGAAUACGAGAAACAAGUUUGGAUCGACAGGUGCAAGGUGUUCAGUUAUUUAUUGAAAGUAGGCGCCGAUCCAAAUGGAUGGUCAGUGAAGAAUAAGGAAAGCGUUCUUCAUUGCGCGGCAAGAAAUGGAGUUCCUCACAUUAUUCAUCUUUUAUUGAAGUACGGCGCGAAUGUUAAUUCCGUGGAUAAUGAAUUAAAAACUCCGAUUGAAUACGCAGUCAGUAGUUUACAGGAAACAUUAGAAGAAAUUCAAGAUGUUUAUUAUUGGGAUAUUUCAUCAUCUGAUGAUGAUGAUUAUAGAAGUCGUUUCUUCGAUGAUUCAGAAGAAGAGGAAGAACAUGAGAGGGACAUGGAGGAUCGUCAAAAGGAGCGUGAAGCUAGACGAAAACAUAAAUUUGACAACAGAAAAAUUUACAAUCUCACGCAUAAUAAAUAUACGUACAAUAAAUUUAAAUAUGAAAAGGAUCAGGCUAACGAUGAGGGUUACACUAUUUUCAAAGAUCCUCAACCUUUGCGUUUGGUUUCACAAUUAUUUGUUCGUGAAUUGGUGAGAUUGGAAGCACUCGGCAAGAAGAACGCUCAGCAGAAUGUGAAAUUUCUUCAAACAAAAUUUGUCAAACCCUAUUAUACGAGAUGUAAAAAUGAAUUGAAAAAAUUGAAGAAAAAUGUAAUAGCUGAUGGUGUGAAUUAUUACGAUUUUUUGAUCGCCAAUGAUGAUAAAUUGAAGGAAUUUAUGAAAAAUGCGAAGAUUGCGAAGGAAAUAAAUGAGAAGAAUUGUCGAGAAUUGUUUCCGAAUUAUACUCGUGAUUUGAAAUUGAAUGCUAAACGAGUAAUGAAGAGAAAGAAAUCGAAAGUUGAUGAAGAAUCAAGUGGAUCGAGCGAUGAUGAUGUGCAAGUUGGCGGAGGAAGAGCAAAAAAACGUCGUUGAGGACCAAAUUGUGUCUUCUCUCAAUAUUUUUUAUUUUAUUUUCCACUCUAGUUUACUUCUAUAAGUAUUAUGUUUUUUUGUUUGUUUAAACGUACCGUGAACUUUUGUUGUAAACUAUUUAACGUUUUUCUAUUUACGUGUUUAAUUUUAAACAUAUUUUUUAUUAAGAUAGUGAUUCGACUUAAAGUCGAGGCCGAAAAACCAAAGUUAUUUCAUAGCUUAUAGAUUAUUAAAGCACUCACAAUUAUUAAGAUUAAAAAAAAUCGUGUGAGAAAAAGAAAAAAAAAUAUUUGCAAUUUUAAAAAUUGUUAACAACGAUAAUUUCAUAAAAUGCGUGUUAAACGCAAUUAAAAGAAUCGCAGUAUUUUUAUACUAUUUUAUAAUUUUGUACGAAAAGUGAGAUUAAAAAAAGUUUGAGAUUAAAAAAAAAUUGUGUAAGAGAAAGAGCAAAAUAUUUGGAAUUUUUAAAAUUGUUAACAACGAUAAUUUAAAAAAAUGCCUGUUAAACGUAGUUAAAAGACUACUAUUUUAGAAUACUAUUUUAUACUUUUGUACGAAAAGAAAAGAGUUGAUAAAAAAUGUUAUUUUCUAAACAAUAAAAUUGUCUUCUUUUUUCAUUAAA
Molecule: messenger RNA, 2532 nt
Organism: Leptopilina heterotoma
Lineage: Eukaryota; Metazoa; Arthropoda; Insecta; Hymenoptera; Figitidae
Product: ankyrin-1-like
Exons: 3
Coding region: 144-1910 (588 amino acids)
Molecular function (GO): protein binding
Source: RefSeq, a predicted model, not a curated record